This is a messenger RNA of Xenopus laevis (African clawed frog), 1467 nucleotides long. It is a transcript of the gene caps.S, whose product is annotated as calcyphosine S homeolog. The record is from RefSeq and is marked provisional. Gene Ontology annotation, molecular function: calcium ion binding. NCBI's taxonomy places the organism in Eukaryota, Metazoa, Chordata, Amphibia, Anura, Pipidae.
UCUCAGUUAGGAUCAGGUAGAGGGCAAGCUCAGCUGCAGAAGCCAGGGACUCACAAGUAAACAGACGUUGCACAACUGUCAGAGCUAAACAGAAAAAGGUAAUGGCUUUGAUAUCCCAACUUGAGAGAGAUAUGAUGGCUAAAGCGCAACGGCAAUAUCCACAAUGCCAGGAUCCCGUGGAGAAGCUAAGGCUGCAGUGUCUAGCAAGGGGGGCAUCUGGGAUAAAAGGCCUGGGCAGAGCUUUUCGAAUCAUGGAUGACAACAGGAGCAGUACGUUAGAUCUUGAAGAAUUUUCCAAGGGUCUUCAAAAUUUUGGCCUCACACUGCAGCCUUCAGAAGUUCUGGACAUUUUCCAUCAGUUUGACACAAAUGGGAAUGGCACUAUAAAUUUUGAUGAGUUCUUGAACUCAAUUAGGCCACCAAUGUCCAAUGCCCGUAGACAGGUCAUACUGGAUGCUUUUAAAAAAAUGGACCGGACUGGGGACGGUAUCAUAACAAUUGAAGAUCUAAAGGGAGUUUACAAUCCCAAAUUUCACCAGAAAUACCAGAAUGGAGAGUGGAACGAGAGGCAGGUGUUCCAGAAUUUCUUGGACAACUUUGAUUCUCCCAACAACAAAGAUGGACAGGUGACAGGAGAGGAAUUCCUCAAUUACUACAGCGGAGUGAGCGCGUCUAUAGACAGUGAUGUAUACUUUGUGGUUAUGAUGAAGAACGAGUGGAAGAUUUAGAAUUAGGACAUGUUAAAGAGUACUCAUAAAUUAGUCUAACUCUAUUUUCCUCUUAGGCGUGUGUACAAAUCAUGGUUUAAUAUAGUUUAUUACGGAAUACAGCCACAUAACACUAUUUUUCUUUCUAUAGUAGUUGCAAAAGCAAUUUAUUUUUAUGACCUAAUUUCAAUUUAGAGAAAGAAGAUAAAUUCACAAUAACAUAAUACUUUUCAUUACAAAAUUAUACCAAACAGCUACAUUAGUUCAUCGCCUGAUUGGGUAUCAUUUUCCUGAUGCCAAGUGAUUCAAAGCAAUUCCUAUUUACAUUUUCAUUGACUUAUACACCUUUGCCAUCAACAUACAUAUUUUUUUUCAAGAAUUUUCACAUUCCUUACUAAAUAAUUUGCUAUCUAUCUUAACCAUAUGUUGUUUCACUAGUGACUCAAUAACUGGAAAGAGGGCAGGACUAAGAAUAAAAAGCCAUCAUAGUGCUUUGUAUAAUUACAGAAAGAAUGGUUAGAUUGUAAGCUCUUUAAGGUUAGGCACUGGUGUGAAUAAUGUAUAUUGUAAGUGCUCUAUAAGGGUUAUGGCCUUGAAUACCUGAUCAUCACUAAACUGAGAUAUAUUAUAAUGCCUGUCUUUAAUAUUGCUAAUGAAAUAACCUCUGCCUUCAGGUCAUUAGGCACAAAACACCACAUGCUUUAUAUACUUUUAUAGAUUAUGUCUGUCAUCUGCAAAUAAAAUAUUUAUUGAAUAAUAA